Molecule: messenger RNA, 2431 nt
Organism: Eubalaena glacialis (North Atlantic right whale)
Lineage: Eukaryota; Metazoa; Chordata; Mammalia; Artiodactyla; Balaenidae
Gene: ZBTB25
Product: zinc finger and BTB domain containing 25
Exons: 4
Coding region: 131-1309 (392 amino acids)
Biological process (GO): regulation of transcription by RNA polymerase II
Cellular component (GO): nucleus
Molecular function (GO): DNA-binding transcription factor activity, RNA polymerase II-specific; RNA polymerase II cis-regulatory region sequence-specific DNA binding; protein binding
Source: RefSeq, a predicted model, not a curated record
GGAAGCCGCGCGAGAGCGGGCCGCGGGGUGCGUGAGCCGGCGACGCCGCGUGACGUACGCGGCGCGGGAGCCGCCCCUCCCGCACGGAGGAGUCAGCCGGCCGCCCGCCGCGGCGGCCUCUGGAGCCACAAUGGACACAGCUAGCCAUAGCCUUGUCCUUCUGCAGCAGCUGAACAUGCAGCGAGAAUUUGGUUUUCUGUGUGAUUGCACAGUUGCUAUUGGAGAUGUCUACUUCAAAGCCCACAGAGCAGUGCUUGCUGCUUUUUCUAACUAUUUCAAGAUGAUAUUUAUUCACCAAACAAGUGAAUGCAUAAAAAUACAACCAACUGACAUCCAACCUGACAUAUUCAGCUAUUUGUUGCACAUUAUGUACACGGGGAAAGGGCCAAAACAGAUUGUGGAUCAUAGUCGUUUGGAGGAAGGGAUUCGAUUUCUUCACGCCGACUACCUUUCUCACAUUGCGACUGAAAUGAAUCAAGUGUUCUCACCAGAGACCGUGCAGUCCUCAAAUUUAUAUGGCAUUCAGAUCUCAACGACCCAAAAACCAGCUGUCAAACAAGGGCUGGAGGUCAAGGAAGCUCCUUCCAAUAACAAUGGAAAUAGAGCUGCUGUCCAGGGUGACCACCCCCAGUUGCAGCUCUCUCUUGCUAUUGGGCUGGAUGAUGGCACUGCAGACCAGCAGAGGGCCCAUCCUGCUGCCCAAGCCUUGGAGGAGCACCAGAAGCCCCCCGUGUCCAUCAAGCAGGAGAGAUGUGACCCAGAAUCUGUGAUUUCCCAGAGCCAUCCCUCACCCUCUUCAGAGGUGACAGGCCCCACUUCCACCGAAAGCGGUAUCAAAAUACACCUAUGCCAUUACUGUGGGGAACGUUUUGAUUCCCGUAGUAAUCUGAGACAACAUCUCCAUACCCACGUGUCUGGAUCGCUCCCAUUUGGUGUACCUGCUUCCAUUCUGGAAAGUAACGACCUUGGUGAAGUGCAUCCACUUAAUGAAAAUAGCGAGGCUCUUGAAUGCCGCAGGCUUAGCUCCUUCAUUGUCAAGGAUAAUGAGCAGCAGCCUGACCACUCAAACCGGGGUACCACAGAGCCUUUGCAGAUCAGUCAAGUGUCUUUGAUCUCCAAAGACACUGAGCCAGUAGAAUUAAACUGUAAUUUUUCUUUUUCAAGGAAAAGAAAAAUCAGCUGUACCAUCUGUGGUCAUAAAUUUCUCCGAAAGAGCCAAUUACUGGAGCACAUGUAUACACACAAAGGACAACCGUGGAGAAAGAAGUUGGCCCUAGGAACGGAGUAUCUCCAGGUCUGGUCAUGCUGAUGCUGUUACUGGAAGCUCCCCUCAGGCUCACAGAACACGGCCUUACUCUUAGCUGCAGGUGACCUUUAUAGAGAAGUCUCAGUUUUGCCAGUGCUAAUUUGAAUUUCAAGAGCCAGAUGAAUGCGGUGAGGGGAAUUUGAUUUUUCUAUGGGUUAUCUGCACCUAAGUGCAUUAGGUGCUUCCUGUGGGGCUUCCCUAGAAUUUUAGUGCCUCUCAUGUUUCGUUUUCGUCAUUUUAUAUAUAUGAUCUUUGCCCCAUCAUCCAACCUUCAUUGAUUCAGUUACCAGAUUUAAUACACUAUGGGAUUUUUAGAUCAAAGUAGGAAAUAGAGUACUGUUUUUCAUUUUUAUUAAUAUUGUAAACAAAGAAUGUUGCCUGCCAUUUCAGUUCUAUAAGGAUCAAGUCAUUAGCCCCUGCAGUUGCUGACCUGCAAGUACACCCUGAAAGGAAUUCAGGGUGCAGCAUUCCAUGUUUUGGAAUAUAUGAGCCCCUUAGAUAGUUCAAAUGCAUGUCUUAGGAAGAAUUUCAAUGACCCCAGAUUCUUGCAUCUUCCCACACAUAGAAAAGCCCUAAAAGUAUUAACUGAGGGGGCUUCCCUGGUGGUGCAGUGGUUAAGAAUCCACCUGCCAAUGCAGGGGACAUGGGUUUGAGCUCUGGUCUGGGAAGAUCCCACAUGCGGCAGAGCAGCUAAGCCCGUGAGCCUCAACUACUGAGCCUGCGUGCCACAACUACUGAAGCCCACGCACCUAGAGCCCGUGCUCCGCAACAAGAGAAGCCACCGCAAUGAGAAGCCCGUGCACCGCUACGAAGAGGAGCCCCCGCUCACCACAACUAGGGAAGGCCCGCGUGCAGCAGCGAACACCCGAUGCAGCCAAAAAUUAAACAAUGAAUAAAUUUAUUUAAAAAAAAAAAGUAUUAACUGAGAUAGCUGAUCCUGUGACCAGCAGCAGCCUUUCACUGAGAUCUUGACUGCCUGUAUCCCCCAGCCCAAAUUCACACACACACACACAUAUAUAUAUACUGGCUCCUCCCCUACCUCUUUGGAACAGUUUCUCUGAGCAAUUAGAGACUGUCACUGUCUCCUAGGCUAUAGCCCUCAGUAAGACAUUGAAUAAACUCAAC